This is a messenger RNA of Trypanosoma brucei brucei TREU927, 753 nucleotides long. RefSeq lists its product as hypothetical. NCBI's taxonomy places the organism in Eukaryota, Euglenozoa, Kinetoplastea, Trypanosomatida, Trypanosomatidae. Bases 1 to 753 code for a protein of 250 amino acids. The transcript has a single exon. The record is from RefSeq and is a predicted model, not a curated record.
AUGAGCACCUUCGCGGUACUAAAUGGUGUCAUAAUAUUAGCGGUAUUCGUUGUAACCGCUGCUUGCUUAGAUGAUCAAAAGCCUAUAAGGGAGGGAGGGAAAGCGCUGAGUGGAGAGGCUGCAAAACAUCUCUGCCGCAUCAAACAGAUAAGUGAAUUGCUCGGAAGCCGUGCAGAGUUUGAGCUAAUUAGGGACGGAUCCAAGUUUACCAGCGAGCGACAAGUCCUUCGUAAUGUCCAGGAUAAAAUAACGGAAGGGGUCAAAGGCAUAAAUGAGUUGUUCGGUAGGCACUGUCGGCGAGUGUCCUUGGGAAUUGAAGGAGGUGGGAGCGACAUGCUUUCCAACCCAAAUUGCGAAGAUAGCGAUAAAAAAGAGGGAACGGGGGAAGCCACUGACCAAGGCAGUGGGACGCUGUCUGAAGAGGGUAUUAUCCAGUGCGAACACGGUAAUUUUCUGCGUGAUUUCCUAAUUCGGGGUGCCCUCGAGGCAUACAGAAGUCAAAUGGAGCAGUGGGAAAAGAAAAAACCGACAGAAGGAAACAAAACGAGUACGGAGGUUAAAGGGGAUGAAUCGUCAAAAAAACACGAGGACCAAUGCCAGCAGAUGGGAUACAGCGUUCAUGGGGCCUGCACCGUAUCAGAGCAAAAAUGGAGGCAACAUCUGGAAGAGGCUGUGAAGCUCAUGGAAGGCAUAAUUGUAGUGAAAAAGGAAGACGUUUGUGGGGUAUCAAAAGAAGGGGAGACGCAAAAAUAA